This is a messenger RNA of Danaus chrysippus (African queen), 315 nucleotides long. Lineage: Eukaryota; Metazoa; Arthropoda; Insecta; Lepidoptera; Nymphalidae. The record is from the annotation of a GenBank genome assembly.
AUGAAAGAUAACAAAAAAAAGGAAACCAAGCAAGAUGAGAAACUAAAUGAAGGAAAGAAAGAUAGAACAGAAAAAAAGAAAUCUAAAAAGACUUCAAAUCCAAAGAAAGCUAAAACAGUAUCGGCAAAAAAGUCUACCACCAUCAAAGGUACUUCACAAAAGCAAGUGAGCUGGUACUGUCAUGCCUGCGAAGAAGACAGAAUGGAUGAUGCAAUGAGACAAUGCUCGCAAUGCUUCAAGUGGUAUCAUGAACAGUGUGUCGGUUUGUCGAUGGAAGAUACUGAUGACUUUCAGUGUCCUGGUGGAUGCGAAUAG